Messenger RNA from Lodderomyces beijingensis, 1829 nucleotides. The record is from the annotation of a GenBank genome assembly. NCBI's taxonomy places the organism in Eukaryota, Fungi, Ascomycota, Pichiomycetes, Serinales, Debaryomycetaceae.
AUGAUAAGGAAGAGACCGCUCAAGGCCAACAACAAUGCUGUCAACAAUUCAAACGCCAAUUCUCAGUCGUUUCUUCCUACCCUUUGUCCCUCAAACUCGACGAUCAUAUUACCAUAUCAAAAUAAAAACGAGCUAUCAACAAAGCCACCAGCAUUGAUUUCAGCAGGCAAAGAUCUUACGUUGAUACCCAUUCACCUGACAAAGUCGCAUUUCUUGGACGCUUAUUCAAAGGUACGUUUGAACAAUUUGCUUGUUUGCUUGCUUGUUCGCUUGCUUGCUUGCUUGUUUGUUUCGUUUGUUCAAAUUUCAAGCAUUCUCUUUUGUGGCGGCUGACUAACCACAAAAUGUUAAACUAGGGUAAAUGGAAUCUAUCAAAAGUCCCCUGUCCGCAUUUCAUGGAAAACACGGGCUACAUGAAGCCGCCGGAAAGCUUUAAUGAAAUAUCGCGGUUGGAUGCUGUAUCGCGGUAUAUGAACUUGCCGCAAUGGAAGAACUCGCUGUACUUCACCAAGAUCACUUCCAAAUUGAAGAAAACGUUCAAAGUGUGCGGUGUUUCGAUCUCGCUUAUCGACAACUACAAAUGCCAUUUCAAGAUUGAGACGUUGCUAGACGCGAGCAGUGUGCCGAGAUGCGUGGCGAUUGACUCGCAUGCAAUCUUGUCGAGUGGCUACUUCACCUUGUUGGAUGCUUCGAAGGACUGGAGAACCAGCGCCAAUCCUUUGAUCACGGGCGUUCCCUACAUUCGAUUCUACUGCGGAGUUCCUCUACUAGCGGAAAACAAUGAAGCUGUGGGAAUAUUGGCGGUCUUUGACAAGACCCCGCGCAACGCGUUUGGCGAAGAAGCUCGAAAGAUUUUAAAGAUGGUGAGCAGGGAAACUAUGGAUUUGCUAAAUACUCCAUUAGAGCCUCCCCGCAGAAGCAACUAUUUCGAGCAUGUGACUGACUCGUUGCUUCUAUACGGCAAUAAGGACAAGAAGAAAGCGCUCAGCGACUUGCAGAGGGAGAUUGGCAGACCCACGAGCGGAAGGUCUUCACUAGUCUUUGAUAAAGAUGGCUCGGGUGGACCCUAUACCCAGAACCAAACGUUUAGGUUUGUCAAAUAUGGUCAGUUGGAGCGAACCACGAGCAGUGGUUCGAUAGACCAGGUUUAUUCGCAAAGACGCUAUUCAACUGAUCAAUCAGAAAGAAACCCCAAUGCUCCGGUCACCGACAAAGAGAUUUGGCAGUUGUUGUUUUCCGUGGGCUCCUUGAAGAAAGCCGCUACGGCGUUGUCACGGGUUAUAGCGACGAAAUACAACUUUGAAUUUGUCUACAUACUCGAGAUCAGAGUCGCGGAGCCAUGCUCGAUUCCUCGAGAAUGUUUCCCGCCUGGCGACGAAAUCGUCGCGUUUGAGCUGUUUGCCCAUUCGGCAAAAGUCGUCAAGUCUGAAGGUGCGCAGGACGAGUUUAUGACGAGGGAGAUUGGAUCAUACUCGAGAAGGCAGCCUAAUGGCGAUAAGCUAACGCAAGCGUGUUUGAGUGGGCUUUUCGAAAACUCCAUCCAUUACAAAGCGUUUAUCUCGGAAUUCGGACUAGAGUACAAGAACCUCAAGAUGAAUACUGUUUACAACCUGGGCUUGAUCAUGCCCUUUUUUCGCCACGAUGCCAAGUUGGUGCGCAGGAGCAAUGCUUUAAAGGAAAGCAAGAGCAACGUUAUCGAUUUGUAUUUGCGAAGUGGUGGGUUUUUGAUUGCCAUGUUUUCGGAAAGGAUCAAAGAAACGAAUAGUGAGUUGAUUUCAAAUCUUUUCAACCACGCAUGUACCUAUAGAAAGAUAUAUAUCGCAACAUGA